AUGGCUGCCUGGCUGGAACACAGGCUGGCUGGCAGCAACACUGGUUGGCUGGAUGGCAGCCUGGCAGGAACGCUGCUUGGCAGGAACGCUGGCUGGCUGGCAGGAACCCAGGCUGGCUGGCAGGAACGCAGUCUGGCUGGUAGGAACACAGACUGGCUUCCAGGAACACUGACUGGCUGGCUGGCUGGCUGGCAGGAACGCUGGCUUGCAAGUUCGCUGGCUGGCUGGCAGGAGUGCUGGCUAUCUGUCAGGAACACAGGCUGGCUGGCAGGAACGCAGGCUGGCUGGUGGGAAUGCAGGCUGUCUGGCAGGAACACAGGCUGCCUGGCAGGAACGCAAGAUGCUUGGAAUGCUGGCUGGCUGGCAGGAACACAGCCUGGCUUACAGGAACUCAGGCUGUCUGUCAGGGACACAGGCUGGCUGGCAAGAACGCAGGCUGGCUGGCAGGAACGCAGGCUGGCUGGCAGAAACGCAGGCUGGCUGGCAGGAACACUGGCUGUUUGGCGGGCUGGCUGGCAGGAACGCUGGCUGACUGGCAGGAGCGCGGACUGGCUGGCAGGUACACUGGCUGGCUGGCUGGCAGGAAGGCUGGCUGGCAGGAAUGCUAUCUGGCUGGCACAAACACUGGCUGGCUGGCAGGAACACAGGCCGGCUGGCAGGAGCACAGGCUGGCUGGCAGGAACGCAGGCUGGCUGGCAGGAACGCAGGCUGUCUGGCAGGAACACUGGCUGGUUUUCGGGUUGGCUGGCAGGAAUGCUGGCUGACUGGCAGGAACACAUCUGGCUGGCAGGAACACAGGCUGGCUGGCUGGCUGGCUGGCAGGAACACAGGCUGGCAAGAAUGCUCUCUGCCUGGAUGGAACGCUGGCUGGCUGGUAGGAACGCAGGCAGGCUGGCUGGACCACAGGCUGGCUGGCAGGACCUGUGGGUGAAUGGCUGGCCAACUGGCAGGAACGCUGACUGUCAGGAACGCUGCCUGGCAGGAACGCUGGCUGUCUGGCAGGGGAGCUGGCUGGCAGGAAAUUUGUCUGCCUGGCAGGAACACAGGCUGGCUGGCAGGAACUCAGGCUGGCUGGAUGGAUCUCAUGCUGGCUGGCAGGAACGCAGGCUGGCUGGCAGGAACACUGCCUGGCUGGCUCGCUGGCUGGCAGGAACGCUGGCUGGCAAGAAUGCUGGCUGGCAGGCACGCAUGCAGGAUGUCUCGCAGGAACACAGACUGGCUGGCAGGAACGCAGGCUGGCUGUCAGGGACACAGGCUGGCUGGCAAGAACGCAGGCUGGCUAGCAGGAACGCAGGCUGGCUGGCAGAAACGCAGGCUGGCUGGCAGGAACACUGGCUGUUUGGCGGGCUGGCUGGCAGGAACGCUGGCUGA
This is a messenger RNA of Schistocerca nitens (vagrant locust), 1371 nucleotides long. RefSeq lists its product as uncharacterized. The transcript is spliced from 2 exons. The coding region runs from base 1 to 1371 and encodes 456 amino acids. The record is from RefSeq and is a predicted model, not a curated record. NCBI's taxonomy places the organism in Eukaryota, Metazoa, Arthropoda, Insecta, Orthoptera, Acrididae.